AUGACUGGCACAGCAGAGAUUGUGGUCCGGUCGAUGGCAGCGUGUUCGGGCGCCGUCAUGAUCCUGAGCCCGUCCAUCUUGAUCUAUCGCGUCUCCCAGCAGAAGGAUGUGGGGGUGGCGUCUGUGAUCCCUCUCGUGACUUUGUUCUCCAAUUGCCACAUUUGGGCACUUUACGGCUACAUGAUCGAGAAUUGGUUCCCAAUUUUCUGGAUUUACUUCUUCGGAGACUUCGUGGCGCUGGCUUUCCUCUCUGCUUAUUGGAAGCAUUCAAGACAGCGACGCUACGUGAACCGAGUGCUGUUAAUUAUGGCUUGUAUCGUGACUGUCGUCACUGUCUACGCCAUUGUCGGAGGAUUGGGUCAUACGGGCCAGUCAAGAGACGGGAUGGGCUCUGUUAUGGGUAUCUUUGCGGAUAUCUCGGCUAUCUGUAUGUACGGAGCCCCCAUGGAGAAGCUUCUUCAAGUGCUCAAGUACAGAUACGCCGCCUUCAUUAACGCGCACAUGGUCAUCGCGGGACUUACGAAUAAUUGUCUGUGGUUCACGUAUGGUAUCCUGUCCGACAACUGGUUUAUUAUCUCGCCCAAUAUCGUCUUCAUCUCACUCAAUACCUUCACCUUGGUACUCUGUGUCGUUAGACGGUGA
Molecule: messenger RNA, 642 nt
Organism: Phytophthora infestans T30-4
Lineage: Eukaryota; Oomycota; Peronosporomycetes; Peronosporales; Peronosporaceae
Product: MtN3-like protein
Exons: 2
Coding region: 1-642 (213 amino acids)
Biological process (GO): carbohydrate transport
Cellular component (GO): membrane
Molecular function (GO): sugar transmembrane transporter activity
Source: RefSeq, a predicted model, not a curated record